AUGAAUUACGAAUCAGCAUCAGAAAAUUCCUCAAUACUACAGAAAAAUAUCCUUUCGAACAUUAAAAACCAAGAUAUUAAACCAAUCGAAUUACAAAACUUAGAAAUAUCAUCCAGUUUUGCUGAUCCUAUUCCAGAAGAUGAUGAACAACAAAUACUCAAGCCAAAAACAAAGAAAACGCGAAAAUCAAAAAAUCAAGCCAGAUCCGUCAAUCUUCCGAAUAAAAAGAUAUAUCCCGAACCAGAAGUACAAAUAGGCGUAUUAGAUGCAAAAUCUACUAAGAUAAACGAUUUAUCUCCACUUUUAGUACCUCCACAAUCUCAAAUCACGACAUUUAACCCUCCAAAGCAUAAAGAUUCGAUAAAACUUACACCUGAUCAAUCAUCAUUCAUGGAUAAGAUGUCAGUUACUAAAUCUCACAUUGGAAGUAUCAUAGAUAUUCGAGAUGUUGGUGAAGAACCGUUUGAAAACCCAAUAAUUAUCGAAAACAUCGAAACGCCGCGAUUGAGAAAGAAAUCUCCACAAAAACAAGAAGAAAUUCAAUCUCCUGAAAUAAAUAAUAUUGAUUCAAUUGAUGAAAUCAUGAUUCAGACCCUUUCUGAUAUACCAAAUGCAGAUUUAAUGAAGUUGGAGAAGGAAGAACGAAGAAAUAAGAUAAUUAAAGAUCUUGAUAAUUUGGUUACAUUAACUGAUGAAGGAAUCAUUGAUAAAAGGAAUCAUAGAAACAAGAAUGAUGAUACAAGUGAGAACAUUGACCUUACAGAUGCAACAAAUAAACUUCAGGACCAAAUGAUUUUCCAACCUCCUGACAUAUUGAAUUAUUCUUCAAUAGACAUGUCAAUAAAAGAAGACAAGAAGGCGAAAAAGAAGAUUGUUGGUUCAUAUCUCAAUAAAAGAAGGAAAGGAAAAAAUAAUAAUAUUUCUUUAGAUGCAAGAAGUCGAAAACAAGCAGAUGAUAUGAAUAAAUCACUUGAGAAAGCAUUGUAUGAUGAUGCAAAAAGCAGAAAAUCAAAAACUUCGUUCAAAUCAAGAAAGAAUUUUUAUGAAAGUGGAGGAGAAGACGUAGAAAUCGAAGAUAAAGACGAAAUAGAUGAUAUAAUGUCUGUAAAAUCCAUUAAAUACCAUGUAAACACUUCAACAUCCAAAGGAACUUCAUUAAAAUCUAAAAAGAAAACAGAAAAAGUGACAAAUUCAAGUGAUGACGAUGAAGAUUCUGAUGAUUUUGAGUUAACAGAGAAAGACAUUUCUGUAUCAAGGAAGAGACCAACAUCAUCAACAAAUACUUCAUUACAAUCAAGAAAAACAGGUUAUAAAACAGGAAAUUUCGAACCAGACACAAAAUCAUUGAAAUCAAGAAAAUCAGCUUUAAAAUACAACAAAUACUCAGCAGCUCUUGAAGAAGAAAGUUCUGAUGAAGAGAAUAACUCAUUCAGAACAAAGCCAAACAAUGUUGCUUUCGAAGAAGCAGACAAUGAAAUGGAUACAUUAAAAACAAAAUCAUUAAGAAAAUCACCAAGAUCAAGAAGAUCAAAAUACGACCAAGAUGAUGAUUUUUCAAUGAAAUCAAAGUCAAAAACAAAAAAUAACGAUGAUUUUGAUGAAAACUUAUCAAGAACAUCUCUUAGAUCAAAAUCAAAAAUAAAAUCAAGAAAUGAAGAAAUUGAUGAUGAUUUGUCACUUAAAUCUAAAUCAAAAAUAAAAUCAAGAAAUGAUGAAAUUGAUGAUGAUUUAUCUCUUAAAUCAAAGUCAUCAAGAAGAGUAUUUAAUGAUGAAAUGACAUUCGGAGAUAAUACAAUAAAAACUCGUUCGCAAAAUUACAAAAACAAUGAUUAUGAAUCAAAAUCUUAUUCAAUGAGAACAAAACAAACAAAAGACAAAAGAGAUUUUGAUGGAUCAAUGAUGGAUGAUUCUUUAUUAUCUGUUAUUAAUGAACAAGUUGAAUCUAUUGCUGAUGAUGAGAACGAAAUGAGAUCAAGAGUUUCAACAUCUCGUCGUCAAACAUCAUCAUUAUCAAAUAACACAUUGAAAUCAAGAGUUUAUAGAGAACACAACAGAGAAUCAAAUGAUGAUGAUUACGAAAUAGAAGAUGAAACAAUUAGAUCUAAAGUAAAUAGAACAGGAACAGAAGAUGCAGAUAAUGAAGAACAAUCAUUGUUAACACGAAGAAAUAAUGAAAGAUAUUUCAAUCCUCAGCAAAAUGAAUCUGAUGAUGAAACAUUAAUUUCGAAAUUAAAUGAACAAGUUGAAUCUCUUUCUGGAGAUGAUGAUGAAUCAUUAAUAUCUAGAUCAAAAGUACAUCAUAGUAGAACUAAAGAUGUAAGUGAGAUGGAUACAAUAAACACAAAACAAACUAAAUCACAAAUGUCAAAUAAUGUUUCUCAAACUUUGUCAUUCCAAACUAAACAAAAUCCAAAGAAUUUUCAAAAAGGUGACACAACAACAACAGAAAAAUCAUUGAUUUCAAGGAUUAGAUCACAAUUAGAUUCAUCUGAUGAUGAUAGAGAAGAUGAUACAACAUUGAAUACUAAUUUAAGUAGAUCUGCAAUGAAAUAUUCACAAACAAAUGAUCAAGAAUCAAUUUUGUCAAGAAAUUUGUCAAAACAAAUGACAAAUUCAACACAAACUAAUUCUAAAUCAUUUGGAUCUAAGCUAUAUAGACCAAAUCCAAUCCAGAAAACAGAAGAAUCAUCAACAAAUGAUACUUUGAUAUCAAGAAUCAGACAAAAUUUGGAUACAGAUGAUUCCGAAGAUUUUGAUGAAACAUUGAUAUCAAAGAGACAAUCAACAAUGAGAGAUAAUACUAAUUCACAAUCAGUUUCACAGACAAUUAACUCAAGAAGACCAACAACAAGGUCAGGAACUGAAUUCGAUGCUGAUGAAUCAACAAUGAAAACAUUUAUGAUGAAUAAUUUAGAAAGAAAUGAUUCUUCACAGCCAAACACAAUUUAUACACAAGAAUUGGCAAAUACAAGCAGAUAUUCAACAACAGAUGAUGAUGAAAUGUCAACAAAGGAUAAACAAACUCGUAGUUCGUCAUCUUCUUUGGCUGAUUUGACAACUUUACAGAGUGAAAGAUUUUCAAGACAAAUUUCAUCAAACAGCGACUCAGAUUUACCUAAUUUACAUACACUAGGUGCAGAAAGAUCCAGUUCUAGUUCAUUAUCUGAUGUUUCCGAUGAAGAUUUGGUUUCUUUGAACAAAAUGAGACAAAAAUAUGCUUCAAUCACAAAAUCCGAAUUGAAUUCAAUACAAACAAAUAAAAGAUCUGAAAUGAGACAAACUCUUGGAUCUACAUCAACAACAAACAACACAAUAGCAUCGGAAAAAAUGUCAUUUAGUAACAGAUCAUCAUCAAACCCUGAAAAUAAAACUGAUUUGUCAACAAGAAUGAAUUCAACUUAUUCUUCUGACAGUGAAUCAAUGAUGGAUUCGAUUGUUUCAGAAGCGAAAAGAAAUAAAAACAACAAGAGCAGAACAACAGAAGAAUUUACUGUUGAAACAAUUCAAGGAGAAAAACAAAAUAGAACAUAUUCAUCAAUGAUGGAUAAUUCUAUAAAUAGUAAUGUUAAUUCUCAUUCUUCUAGAUCUAAAAAUGCUUCAACAAUCCCAUCAACAAUGAUGACAGAAGAACAAAGUAUUUAUUCAACAUCAGAAAGUGAAAUGUCAGAAAGUUUGGUUUCUGAAGGAAAAAGGAAACAAAAUCAAAGAGAAAGAACUUCAGAAUCAAUUAUUAUGCAAUCAAAUCUUUCUAAAGUAUUUGAUACUCCUUCAAAUUCUAAAACAUCUGAAGGAAUUUCUAUUAACUCUAAAUAUUAUAAUCAAAAAUCAUCCCAAAAUUCCAAUUCUACAAUUGGAUCAUCACAAAUGACAACUAAUUUUGAGAGUGAAUCAGAAUCUUCUUCUCUAAGUCAAAUGGAUUCAUUAGAUUCCAAGUUUGGUCGUAAAAAGAGAAAACAAACUGAAACAGAAACAAUUGAUUUACAAUCAAAUCUUGGAAAUUCAUCAUCAGAAAUGCCAAAGAGUUCAACAACAUCUACAGGAAUUUCUGUUCAUUCUUUGAAUUACAAUAACAGAUCAAUGAAUUCCAAGACAAAUGAAGGAUCAACAAUCCAAGAUACAAUGAUGACAAGAGAUGAAUCAGAGAGUUUAUCUAAUUCAGAAAGUCAAAUGGAUUCAUUAGAAUCAGAAGUAGCAAAGAGAAAGAAGAAAGAAACAACACAAACUGAAGAAUUUACAGUUGAUUCAAGAUCUGGAUUAUUAUUCUCUGAAAAAUCUAAAUCUAAAACAAGUGAAGGAAUGUCAAUUAAUUCAUUGUUACCUUCACAUAAAUCUACAUCAACAAUGAAUGCAAGUGAGUUAUCAAAGGAAUCAACAAUUAAAACAUUCACUGAUGAAGAUGAAUCAACAUAUGUUUCUGGAUUAAGUUCUUUGAGUGAUUUGGAAAGUUUGACAUCAGAAAGGCCAAGACAAAAGAAGAAUAA
This is a messenger RNA of Trichomonas vaginalis G3, 4481 nucleotides long. RefSeq lists its product as uncharacterized. The annotation marks the transcript as partial. The record is from RefSeq and is a predicted model, not a curated record. The transcript has a single exon. NCBI's taxonomy places the organism in Eukaryota, Parabasalia, Trichomonadida, Trichomonadidae.